AUGGUUGUUUUAGAAAAUAGAAGAACAAGAAUUCAAAGAACAGAUAUAUCAAAAAGUUUUAUAAAAAAUGAAUCAGAGGAAGAAGAAGAAAUCGAAUCAAAUGAUGACUCUGAUUAUGAAGACCAAGCAGAAGAAUCCGAAGAAUCUGAAAGUGAGCAUUUAGAUCUUGACGAGUCCGAAGAUGAUAAUUCUGAUGAAGAUUAUAGCGAUGGAGAAAGUAUAAAAAAGAAUAGUAAAAAGCCACCAUCAUCAAGAUCAAAACCUACAGCAAAACCAACAGUAGUAAAGAAAACAACAAAUGGAAAAAAGUUAGCAGCAAAAGAUUCAGAUGAUGAUUCAGAUGAUUUUUGUUUACCAAAGUCUAAAAAGAAAACGACAGUUGACAAAGAAAAAGAGCUUAUGGAAUCAAAACUAGUUUAUGAACAAACAUUAAAACAGGCUAGUAUGGAUCAAUGGAUAUUAAAGAAACCAAAUAAUGAAAAAGAGAAAACUGAGCCAAGUAGAUUCUUUUCAUUUGCAAAAAAAUCAUCAACAACAACAACCACAUCAACAGCAGCAACAACAGCAGCAGCAACAACCACUACAACAUCACCAAAUAAAACCAAUAAUGGUACACCACAAAUUUUAAGAUUAGCAUCAAUUAAAAACACACAUAGACCGCUUGGUAUGGGUAACAGUUCAGAAAAGAAUGAUUUUUUUUCAAAUUUUUUAUACAACAAAAGUACUGGUAAAUCAAAAGAAGAAAGUAUAAAAAUUGAAGAUGAGGGAGAAAAGAUUGAAGAAGAGGAAAAGGAAAAUAAGAAAGAAGAAGAGGAAGAUGACUCUUUAUUUGGUAAAGGUUUUAAUUCACCUAAAUUUAAUGCGACCAGUGUUAAAAAUCAUGUCCAAAAAAUGGUUAAAGAUUCACUAUCAGAAAGUGAUACCGAAGAUGAAGAGCUGCCACUAGUAAAUAAAAAGAGAAAAGAAGGAAAAGAUGCUUCUCAACAAAAGAAAACAAUGGUUAUUGAAAUUAGCGAUAAAGAAGAUGAUAGUGAUACUGAAGAAGAAUCUGAACCAAAAUCAAAAAAUAAAAAAUCAGUCACAACAACUAUUGACUCUGAUAAUGAAACAGUGGAAAUUCCAGAUGAAGAAGAGGAAGAAGAAGGUAGUAGAAAUAUUGAUGAUGAACCAACAAUUGAAAAAUUAAUAUAUGCAUGUGAAUGUUUUUCAAAGAGAAUGCUUGAAAUUCUCUCGAAUAGUGAUCUUGAAGAAAAAAAAUUAACAACAACAACUACAACAUCAAUAAACAAAAAAACUACAGAUAAAAAUAAAUUAAUUACACAACCUAAAACAAUAAAUAAAACAAUGAGAAAUUAUCAAUUAAUUGGUUUAAAUUGGAUGGCAGUACUCUAUAAAGAAAAUAUUAAUGGUAUUUUAGCAGAUGAAAUGGGUUUAGGUAAAACAGUUCAAACUAUUAGUGUUUUAGCUCAUAUUAUGGAAACUUAUAAUGACUGUGGACCACAUUUAAUUAUUGUACCAGCCACUGUAAUGUCCAAUUGGGGUAGAGAACUAGAAACAUGGUGUCCAACAUUAAAAGUUAUUAGAUAUUACGGAAACAUUAAAGAAAGAGAAGAAUUACGUUACGAUAUUAGAAAAAUGAAACCAAAGAAAGAUUUCCAUAUUAUUUUAACUACCUAUAAUUUAUUGUUCUCAAAUUUAGAUAGAGCCUUUCUCAAGAAAUUUGACUAUAGUUAUUUAAUUUUAGAUGAAGCUCAAAAUAUCAAAAACAGCGACUCUAGACGUUACAAAAAUAUCUUUAAAAUUCAAUCAAAGCAUAGAUUACUUUUAACAGGUACACCACUUCAAAACAAUCUUUACGAACUUUGGUCACUACUCAAUUUCUUAAUGCCUCAUAUUUUUGGUAGCACCAGUAAAAACAAUUAUCUUUUAAAUCAACUUCUCGAAUAUAAAGGCGAUGAUUCCGACAGUGCUCUCUCUAGAAUGAAGAAAAUUUUAUCACCAUUUAUUUUACGUCGUCUCAAAAGUACCGUUUCAAAGGAGCUUAAACCAAAAAAAGAAAUCAUUGAAAGAUGUGUAAUGCCAGAAUUUCAACAAAAUACUUAUAAUACCGUUAUUAAAAGAUCAAAAGCACAGUGGGCUAAUAGAGAUUUAAUUAAACAAAAAGAAGAUACCAAAAAAAGAAAAAAGAAAUCAACAUCACUUUUAGAUCCAGAUUGCGAUUUACUAGAUUUAACAAUUGAUGAUAGUGUUGUAGAAAACGGAAACGGUGAAGAGAAAUUAACUGCCAAACAAAAAGAAUUGGCAAAACAAAUUAAGCAAGGUAAUGGUUCAUUCGUGUUGAAUAACAUUUUAAUGCAACUCCGUAAAGCUUCAAAUCAUCCAUUAUUAUGUAAAAACAUUUUCUACACUGAAGAGCAAAUCGAUGAUAUAGUUAAAACUCUAGCUAGAAAUGAUAAAGAAUGGAUCGAAUAUCGUUACGACGUUCCAGCACUCAAAGAAUUAUUCCAAAGCUUUUCAGAUUAUGAAGUAUUCAAAAACAUUUGCGAAAACCCAUUAUUAGCCGAUAAAUAUUGGAUCGAUGAUGAACAAUUCUACGAAACCUCCGCAAAAUGUAUAAAACUAAAAGAAAUCCUUCAAAAAGAAAUUCACGAAAAUAAAUCAAAAGUUUUAAUUUUCUCACAAAUGACAAAGGUAUUGGAUAUUUUAGAAGAUGUUCUCAGUAUUUUUGGUGAAAGUUUCACUCGUUUAGAUGGUCAAACACCAGUUAAUGAACGUCAAGAUAUUAUUGAUCACUUUACAAACAGCAAAGAUAUCCCAGUAUUCCUUCUUUCAACAAAUGCAGGUGGUUUAGGUAUCAAUUUAACAUGUGCCAAUGUUGUUAUUUUCUAUGACCUUUCAUUCAAUCCUCAAGUUGAUCGUCAAGCUGAAGAUCGUGCUCAUCGUUUAGGUCAAGAAAGAGAAGUUAUUGUUUAUAAACUUUUAACUGAAAAUACUGUAGAUAUAGAUAUUUUCAACUCUGCAAAUGAAAAAAAGAAAUUAAAUGAUAAUAUUUUAGAAGAAGGUACUUAUACAGAAAAAGAAACAAAACUAGAAUCUAAAAAAAUUUUAAAAAUUUUAGAUUCAAUUUUUACAUAA
This is a messenger RNA of Dictyostelium purpureum, 3135 nucleotides long. RefSeq lists its product as uncharacterized. NCBI's taxonomy places the organism in Eukaryota, Evosea, Eumycetozoa, Dictyosteliales, Dictyosteliaceae. Gene Ontology annotation, molecular function: ATP-dependent chromatin remodeler activity; DNA binding; ATP binding. The transcript has 2 exons. The coding region runs from base 1 to 3135 and encodes 1044 amino acids. Gene Ontology annotation, cellular component: nucleus. The record is from RefSeq and is a predicted model, not a curated record.